AUGUCAUCGAAUAACCAAUCGGAGUCCCGAACCCUACGCUCCGGCAGAACAAUAAUAACAUCAGAAGCACAGACACAUGUAUUCAGCACAGAAGAAAAUGAUCAAGAAGCUUCAUCAGCUCACCACGACAAACUACAAGUACUAUUCGCGAAUCAUUCCACAACUCCGACGGUCAUGCAACAGUCCAUGGCGGCAGAUGCCGGACUUUUGCCUCCGGCAGCAGACGAAUAUCACUUGACGACGACCGAUCAUCAGCAUCCCUCGAACCUCUGUUCAUUCAAUAAUCACCGACAAUUUACGGACGAAGAAUCGACAACACUGGUCUCGCCUCAAAAUAAUACAGUGCAACAACCCACUAACAUUAUGCGUUCUUCAAUAGAACAACCAGACCCUGUAGCUGGACUUUCUCAGAUGGCCGAUAUUGUUCAGAUACAACGUAGGCAAGAACAGCAAUAUUUAAAACAUCUGACAAAUAUUGAACGAUUAAAUACAUCGAAUGUUGAUCAGUGGCAAUCAAAUAUAGAAUUCGUUUUUCGAUUAAACAACAUUCACCCCCGAGAUUGGGUGGCACACUCACUGAGCCGCGUCAACGACGCUGUCGCGCAGUGGUAUAAACGGAUCGAACAACCAAUUGGCAACGACCGGGAUACGUUCAUUCGGAAUGUGCGACAUGCAAUCCGCCCGCCGCCGUCUCUAUCACAAGAAUCAAUUCCCCUCAAUGCAUUACCGCUACUGGAUCCGCUCGAACCAUGGCCUUCAAUUGCUCCAAAGACAUCGACACGUCAAUGGCCUACAGACAUCAACAAGAACCUACUCGGUCUUGAUCAUUUAAUAGCCAAAAAAAGUUCAUAUUCACCACCCGACCGCUAUAUGGAACAACUACUGAUCAAAGAAAAAGUGAACAAUAUGCCGAGAUUUUCAGGCAACGCAAACGAUGAUGUCGACGAAUGGCUGAAAAAAAUUCACAGCACCUUUGCGUCGACAAAAGCAAACACACACCAAAAAUUCGAAUUGAUCAAUAAAUGUUUUUUAGGGGAAGCCGAAAACUGGUACAAAAACAGAAGUCAUAGAUAUGCCUCCUGGGCCGACUUUGAAUCGGCAUUUAGAGAACGAUUUACCCCAAUAAUGGCAGUAACUCAAAAGUUUGAGCGACUCACCAAUCGAAUACAAGCUAUCCACGAAAAUGUUCAGCAUUACGUCGACGACAUGGAAAACUUGAUGUAUGAAUACAAUCCGCGCAUGGCUGAAUCUGAGCGCUUAGUGUAUUUGAAAAACGGUUUGAAACAAUCACUGAAAAUAAAAGUUUUUGAAGGUGAGCCAAUAACGGUGCCAGACCUGAUUCGAAUUGUGAAAAAGGCCGAAGAAAUUCAACGGAUAACCGAUGACCAUCCUAAUGAGGAUGAUACGGCAACAACAGCAGGUAUUCAAAAACAUGUCUCAUUCACUCCAGAGGAAAGAAGAACAAGUCGAACGCCAUCCCCGAAUUGGCAAGCAUCACCAUAUCGUCACCCCCAUCACCCACAACGACGCGAUAAGGUGCAAACUUGUGUUCAUUGUGGAGGACGAGGACACCAGGUUGACGAAUGUUGGUCAGUAGUUGGUUAUCCGGCAUCAUCGAACGGGAAUCGCGCAGGCGUCGGUUAUCGCCGCAAUAAUACAAAUUUUCAAAAUGACUAUCAACAACAAAAUCGAUCAAUGAAUUCAUAUUUACGUGAACAAGAUUGGAACGAAGAUCAACAAUUAUAUCAUAGCUCUCCGCAACAACAUGCCACCGACAAUCACAACAACAGUCGACGACGCCUAACCACACCACGACAUGUUAAUCGGCCAGGCAGCCAGGAACAAAAAAACUAA
Messenger RNA from Didymodactylos carnosus, 1854 nucleotides. The record is from the annotation of a GenBank genome assembly. Lineage: Eukaryota; Metazoa; Rotifera; Eurotatoria; Philodinida; Philodinidae.